UGACAUAUACCGUAAGGUACCUAAAGAUUUAACACAGCCUACAUUGACUGGAGCAUGUAUAUCUAUAUGCAGUGUACUGUUUAUGCUCUACCUAUUCCUGUCAGAGCUUGCUGGAUUUCUUCAACAUGAAGUAGUAAGUGAGCUGAUAGUUGACGACCCAGUGAAAUACUCUGAGAAAAUUCCUGUAUUCUUAAACAUAACUUUGAUGAACACAAAAUGUGAAUUUGUAGGAUUGGACAUUCAGGAUGAUAUGGGAAGACAUGAAGUUGGUUUCCAGGACAACACAGAAAAAAUCCCACAGAAUGAAGAUAAUGGCUGUAGAAUGGAAACACAUUUCUUAAUAAACAAGGUUCCAGGUAAUUUUCAUGUUUCAACACAUGCAGCAAAGAACCAGCCAGCUCAAGGUGACAUGAGACAUGUUGUUCAUAAACUCAGGUUCGGUAUGGACUUAGAGGAAGGAAAAAAUGUGAGAGGUUCUUUUAACCCCAUGGAAAGUUUAGAUAAAACAAAUGGAAAUGCUCAAGCCACACAUGAUUACAUCAUCAGAGUAGUGCCAUCUGUUUAUGUCAACAAAGAUAAUUCAAAACGAUUCCCAUAUCAAUAUACAUACUCAUAUAGGGAAAUAAUUCAGUAUGGUCAUGGAGGCCAUAUAUGAUGCCAGCUAUCUGGUUCAGAUAUGAAAUGAGUCCUAUUACAGUACAGUAUACAGAAAGAAGGCAACCUUUUUAUCAUUUUCUCACUACGGUAUGUGCCAUUGUAGGAGGAACAUUUACUGUUGCGGGUAUAUUUGACUCCUGUGUUUUCACUGCCUAUGAGAUAAUCAGGAAAGCUGAGCUGGGAAAACUGAGCUGAGAACAAGAAUACCUAGAGAAAUUUAUUUUUAA
Ruditapes philippinarum (Manila clam) is the source of this 884-nucleotide messenger RNA. RefSeq names its product endoplasmic reticulum-Golgi intermediate compartment protein 1-like. Bases 83 to 655 code for a protein of 190 amino acids. Lineage: Eukaryota; Metazoa; Mollusca; Bivalvia; Venerida; Veneridae. The transcript is spliced from 8 exons. The record is from RefSeq and is a predicted model, not a curated record. Gene Ontology annotation, biological process: endoplasmic reticulum to Golgi vesicle-mediated transport; retrograde vesicle-mediated transport, Golgi to endoplasmic reticulum. Gene Ontology annotation, cellular component: Golgi membrane; endoplasmic reticulum; COPII-coated ER to Golgi transport vesicle.